ACAUCUUUUUUUAUUUUCUUUAUGUAGACUGAUGACCUACCUUCGAUUUCUCUGUUGAGAAGGUAUGUGUUCAAUGUUAUGGGUCAAUGUUACAGGCUCCAAUGUUUAGUAAUAGGUGAAUGAGACUUGUCCGGUAAUUCUCCAAAUAAAACACCCGUGUAGUAUUAGCUGUGGAGUGGGUAAUUGGUGCCUUUUACAUAAGAACUAUACAUGAAAUAGAAAUCUCAACUAUCAAUCCUUCCAAAUUGAAGUUUGUGAAAGUUUUUUAAGGUCUAUAAUCGUGUCCUGAGUAAUGUUUCGAAUUCUUAACGUAGCGGCUUUCAAAUAAUUUUUAAAUUGUUUAUUUUUGCGACUAAUAUUAAUAUUUAUUUUUUGAUUAUUAUUUUCAUUAUUAUCAAAAAUGUCUUUAAAUGAGUUUUUAUCAAUACUUAUUAUUAGUUAAAGUAAUUAAAAUAUCCAAGUUGUAUAAUUAAUAGUUUAUAUUUUGCAUUUGUAAUGGCUUUAACUACUGAAAACAAAGAAGUGAUCAUUAUUAAAACGCAAAAAAAAGAUGUGUCUUAUGUUAUCAAAUCCUUAUUAGCUGGAGGUGUUGCUGGUAUGUGUUCAAAAACUACAGUAGCCCCCUUAGAUCGUAUAAAAAUCUUACUACAAGCACAUAACAAGCAUUAUGCUAGAUUCGGAGUGUUCAGUGGUCUAGCAGAAAUUGUUAAACGUGAAAGUUUUGUAGCUUUGUAUAAGGGAAACGGAGCUCAAAUGGUUAGAGUAUUUCCUUAUGCUGCUAUUCAAUUUACAUCUUUUGAAUUCUACAAAACAUUAUCAAGUUCAUUACUUGGCAAUGGAUCACAUUUUGGGAAGUUUAUAGCUGGUUCAUCAGCUGGUGUUACAGCAGUUACCUUAACUUAUCCCCUCGAUACAAUAAGAGCUCGACUAGCAUUUCAAGUAACUGGGGAACAUGUAUAUAAUGGAAUUAUACAUACAGCAAAAUCAAUUGUUCAAAAUGAAGGUGGAAUUUUGGCUCUGUAUCGAGGAUUUGUUCCUACAUUGUGUGGUAUGGUGCCAUAUGCAGGAAUUACAUUCUUUUGCUUUGAAACUAUCAAAAAGUUUUUCUUAAAAACUUUUCCAGUAUUAUUUAGCAAACAAUCUAGUAAAGAUUCUGGUGGUGUUGUUCUUACUGUACCAGCAAAAUUGGUUUGUGGUGGAUUAUCUGGGGCUUUUGCUCAAUGUGUUUCCUAUCCAUUGGAUGUUACUAGACGAAGAAUGCAGCUAGCUAAAAUGGAUCCUAGUAAUGGAAAAUAUGGGUAUGGCAUGAUUAAAACAUUAGUUACUGUGUACCAAAAUGAUGGAAUAGUUAAUGGAUUAUAUAGAGGAAUGAGUAUAAAUUUUCUAAGAGCUGUUCCUAUGGUAGCUGUAUCAUUUUCAACUUAUGAAUUAAUGAAACAAUAUCUCGAGUUGGAUACUGGAAUUGAUUCAUGAUUAUUCAUUAUUUUCAAUUUCAGUUAAGAUAUUUAUAUACUUUCAUUGUUUAUUCAAUUGUUAUUUAUUUAUUAAGAGACAUCUAUUAUAGACAAUUAUUCUUGCUCUAUAAAAUGACACUGAUUAGUCAUUCGUUCAAUGAUAUUGAGAUCAAGAAUACCUUCCCUUGACUUAUUCUUAAUAUUAAUUAGUGAAUUUAAAUAUUAUUUUUUAUUUCUUUUAUUAGUGGGUACCAAAUAUUUAAUGGAGAUCAUGACUUCUGAUUAUGUAUCUAUUCUGAAGUAUAAUAAUUUCAUUUAAAUUUACAAAAAAAUUUUAGGUACGCUAGAUAUGACAAAUAUGCUCUACUUAAUUAAAUUAUUUUACGUUUGUUAAUAGUUUAAUUUUGAUAAUUUUUUACUCUAAACAUUUUUGAUGUAUUUUAUGUAAGUCAAAUUUAAUAUUUGUUGAUUAAAAUAAAUAGUGUUUAUAAAUAGUAAA
Molecule: messenger RNA, 1953 nt
Organism: Daktulosphaira vitifoliae (grape phylloxera)
Lineage: Eukaryota; Metazoa; Arthropoda; Insecta; Hemiptera; Phylloxeridae
Product: solute carrier family 25 member 16-like
Exons: 7
Coding region: 496-1473 (325 amino acids)
Biological process (GO): transmembrane transport
Cellular component (GO): mitochondrial inner membrane
Source: RefSeq, a predicted model, not a curated record